Rosa chinensis is the source of this 1608-nucleotide messenger RNA. RefSeq names its product protein NODULATION SIGNALING PATHWAY 2. Gene Ontology annotation, cellular component: nucleus. Gene Ontology annotation, biological process: regulation of DNA-templated transcription. Lineage: Eukaryota; Viridiplantae; Streptophyta; Magnoliopsida; Rosales; Rosaceae. The transcript has a single exon. The record is from RefSeq and is a predicted model, not a curated record. Bases 1 to 1608 code for a protein of 535 amino acids. Gene Ontology annotation, molecular function: DNA-binding transcription factor activity; sequence-specific DNA binding.
AUGGAAUACUCUGCACUUCUUGAACCUUCUUGGCCAUUCCACAAUUUGGUGAACUCCCCUUUUGAUCAAUCUGAUCCCAUGAACAUGGAUGAUACUCAAAUGGGUAGCUCAGAUUUUUCUUCUUUGAUCAUCAACUCAGAUGAAUUUUCUGACUUAUCCGACACUUGUUCAGACCCUUUUGCCUCCUUGUUUUCCGGUAAUGAUCUGAUUCAGGUCUCAUCACAGGUGGAGGUAUUCCCAAUGAAUUUGGAAGAAUUUGACCCUAAUUUGAUGAUAGACUGUUUGUAUGGUAGUUUCUUGGAAGGGAGUGAAGGGAGUCUUCCUUCACAAGAAAUCUCCUCACAAUUUUCUAUUGAAGGUGAUUGUGUGUCAAAUUCAUUGGUGACUUCUGAAGUAUCAUCAAUGGACUCGACAUCAAUCCAAACAUCACUAACUUUGCCUGCAGAAGUGGUGGAAAUAGAUAACGAAUCAAGUAUUCGUCAUCUUCUCAAGGCUCAUGCAGAAUCCAUGGCAAAUGGACAGAAAGAGCUAGAGGAGGUAAUUUUCAGAUGCAUCAAGGACAAAGUCAGCCCAAUUGGGCAGAGUUUGGAUCGUCUUGCAUUUCACUUGUGUCGAGAAGUUGUUGAUGAUCAACAAGGCGAUGUUGAUUAUCUGAAACAACAAUCCUACAAGAAUUUUGAGCCUGCAUUCAAGUUGUUCUACCAAAACUUUCCCUACGGGAAGUUUGCUCACUAUGCGGCAAACUCAGCAAUCCUAGAGUCUAUUCCCGAGGAUACAGAGAUGGUUCACGUAGUAGAUUUUGAUAUGGGAGAAGGGGUGCAGUUGUCACAGAUGAUUGAAGCUUUAGCACAAAGACUCAAAACAUUGAGAGUGACAGCAAUUAAAUGGGAAGAUGAAGAAAGUGAUUGUGUUCUACAAGGAAGAUUUGACGAGAGAAAGAAGCAACUUCAGAAUCAUGCAAGAUCUUUUGGCUUAAACUUGAAGGUGGAGGAAGUUGCACUAGAGGAUCUGGUGGGAGAGAUAAAGAAUACAAAAAAGAGGGGUGUAAAAGAAUUCUUAGCCUUCAACUGUAUGGUCUCGCUUCCACACAUGCGGAGGAGGAGAAGCCGAAGUCUUGCAUUGGAAUUUCUGAGACUGGCUAAGGAUUUGUUGGCCAAAUCAGGGAACUACAGGACUGGGAAAACAGGCAUUGUGACCUUUGGAGAUGGGGAGGCUUGUGGGAGACUUGAAAAUCAGUUGGAUUUCAGCUCUUUCUUUGAUGGGAAUCUGGUGCAUUACCAAGCCUUAACAGAGUCAAUGGAAUCAAAUUUUCCAAGUCAUCUAGCAGAAGCAAGAAUGGUGAUGGAAAGCAUUUUCCUAGCACCAUAUGUAUCGUCUCAGGCUUGGUUCCAGAACUGGACCGAAAUGAGGGAAGACUGCCAUGUACAACCAUGGUUUGGGCUGGAGGGUCGUAGACUGAGCAAAGAGAACUUGUUGGAAGCUAAGGGCAUUGUUGGAGACGAAAGCUCCUAUGGAAUUAGGAUUGGAGGAGAGAAUGGAAAUGAGAUGGCCUUGGAAUGGAGAGGGAAUCCUUUGGUCAGAGUUUCAACCUGGGAAAACCAAAGCUAG